Molecule: messenger RNA, 2886 nt
Organism: Hemisphaericaspora subhashii
Lineage: Eukaryota; Fungi; Ascomycota; Pichiomycetes; Serinales; Debaryomycetaceae
Exons: 1
Coding region: 1-2886 (961 amino acids)
Biological process (GO): cytoplasmic stress granule assembly
Cellular component (GO): cytoplasmic stress granule
Molecular function (GO): RNA binding
Source: RefSeq, a predicted model, not a curated record
AUGAAAGGACAAAUCAAUCGUACAAUCAAUCCCAAGAACGGUGGUGGAGGACAUCGUCGUUCUAAUUCUCGUUAUAAUGGAAGCCCCAAUGAAGAUUCUACUACCAGUACUAGUCCAACUACUGGGGGCAACAACAAAGGUAAUGAUAGAUUAUUAUAUUUAUUAUCAAAAUCAACUGGUAAAAAAUGUAUUGCCACUAUAACUGAUGGAUCACGUUAUCAAGGUCUCUUAGUUGCCAGUGAUUUAUCUGCCAAUGGAUCAGCCCCAUUAUCCAUUGUAUUAUAUAAACCUCAAUUGAUUAGUAAACCUUUAAUCAAUGAAAAAAAUAAUCUUGAUGAUGAUAAUGAAUUACCUGAAAAUUUAAUAAUUCAAGCUAAGAAUUUAAUUGAUCUUGAAGUCAAUGAUAUUAAUUUAAAUGAACCUAUUAUUGAUUCUGCUGCUACUGUUGCUGGUGCUGUUACUACUAAUGGUAAAGAACCAGUUAAGGAAGGAGUUGUUGUCGCUCCUGUUAAGACCACUACUCCUACCCCUGCAACUAGUACUACUACUUCCCCUCCAGUUGCAAAGGCUGUAACUCCUACUCCUAUUGAACAACAACCAGCCGAACCAAAGAAGGUCACAUUGAAGGAAGAACCAAAGAAAGUCACCUUGAAGGAAGAACCAAAAUUCAAAACGGAUUCUGAUAUUUCUGGAAAAUUCGCAAUUAAAGAACGUGAAUUACAAAGAUGGGUUCCUGAUGAAGAUAUUGCUCAUCAUCCUGCGUUAACAUUAGAAUCUGGUUCAACUGGUGGUGCAUGGGAUCAAUUCAAAGUCAAUGAAGAAAGAUUCGGAGUUGAAUCAACCUAUGAUGAACAUUUAUACACUACUAGAAUUGAUACUUCUGCUCCUGAUUAUCAUGAACGGGUUGCUAGAGCUGAUAGGAUCGCCAGAGAAAUUGAAACUCAAGCUACUUCAGAUCGCCACAUUUUGGAAGAAAGAGGUAUUAUUGUCGAUGAUAGUGGAAUCGAUGAAGAAGAUAAAUAUUCAGGGGUUGAUAGAAGAGGGGAUGAAUUAAUGGCGGCAUUAAGAAAUGCUACCUUGUCUCAAGAAUCUUUGACAAGUCCAACUAGGGGGGAUGUCCCAAAGCUGUCCCCGGGGAAAUAUGUUAUUCCUAGACAUAGAGCUGCUCAAUAUCAUAAUGAUCCUGCUAUUGUUUCUAGUUCGGCAGUUAAGGCCGUUGCUUCUACUCCACCUCAACAGACUCAAGCAUCACCUGCACCAGUUUCAACUUCAGUUCCUGCGCCAGCUCCUGUUAAGGAACAAGCUGUUCCAGUACCAGUUCCAACAAUCCCAGCAAAACCUCAAGUUAGUCAAUCGGUUCAAGCAACAGCUUCUUCAACUAGUCUUAGUUCACCAAAACCAGAAGUCAAACCCGUGGUACUUCCAAAGAAACAACCAGAUUCAAUUCCACCAAAACCACAAAUUCCAGCUGGUCAGCAUAAUGAAUCAUUUAGAUUAAAUGCCCAGAGUGAGAUCAAUUCUUUACGUGAAUUUAGUGCCAAUUUCAAAAUCCCUCAUAAGAUGCCUCAAGAUUUAUUACCAAUAUUGGCAAAAGAUAAAUUGAAACAAGAUGAGAUUUUAAAGAAACAACGUGAACAACAACAACAAAAGGCAAAGAAGGAAGCUGAAAUUGCUGCAGCAGCUGCUCAAAAGAAGAAAGAUUCUACUGCUUCGGUUGCUGCUAGUGCUUCUACUACCACUGUGGCUGCCGCUCCUCCUAGUAUCCCGGCUACACCUGUGGUUGCUGGUACUAGUGCUGCUGCUACUCCUACCACUGGAACUUCGAAAACAUUCAAAUUGAAUCCAAAGGCUGCGGUAUUUACUCCGUCUACUAAACAUGCUCAAUUAACGUCGCCAAAACAACCAAAGGUUAAUUAUCAUAGAUCUCCAAGUAAUGUUUCCCCAAGAAUGGCACAUUCAAGACCAUAUUCAUCAAAUGGCUCAAUUAGUUCUCAAGGUUCGACAAAGAGACAUCAUCAAAUCUCAGCAGCUGAUUUCUUUGGAGGUGUUGAUAAAAUCCCCAGCAAAGAGAGUCAAGAGAAAAAGAUUAAUGCAUUUAAGUUUGGAUUUAGUUUAUUUGUUACAACCAGAAACAAACAUGAUUUUGAAAAAGAUGGUCCGGUAGUUUAUUAUGAACGUACUUUCCAAACUCCACCAACUUGGGAUUCAACCAUUGAUGAAACUCAUGAUAAAUUAUUCCCAAUGCUUUCACCAUCUCCAACAAAUACCAUGAAACCAAUACCUGGCAUGAUGAUCCCAACUGCAUCCCCAUUCAUACCAAACCCCAUGAUGGCAGCUGCUGCAGGUGGACCAGGUGGCGCACCAAUAGCGACAGGAUAUCACCCUCAUCAUCAUCAACAACAUCCAUCCGCCAAUCCUAAUAAGUUCCCCAUGUCUCCUCAACAACAACAAGCCGCGGCAGCUGCUGCGGCCAUGGCCAUGCAAUUCCAACAACAACAACAACAAUUCCAUGCCGCCAUGUUUCAAUAUCAACAACAACAACAGCAUCAUCCACAACAGCAUCAAUUUGUGAGUCCGCCAGGCGCAGGACAGCCACCGAUGGGGAUGUAUCCCGCCAUGGGUGAUCCUGGGGCAUUUUUGCCUCCGGGAGCCGUUUCUGGUGCUGGGUUUAUUCCAGGCAUGCCGGUAGCGUUUGGGUCGGGUGUGAGUAGUCCUGUGAAUGGAAAUAUUAUGAUGGCGGGUGCGACGCCUCCAUAUUCGUCUGCGAGUGGUCAGGGGGGACAAGGUGGACAAGGACAGCAUGGUGGAUAUGGUGGUGGACAUCAUGGGAGACGAUAUGGUAGUCAUUCAAAAAGAGGUGGUGGUGGAGGUGGACAACAUAAUUGA